AACAGCGUCCUCUGGUGUCGGGAGGACUUACUAAACCUUUCUAAAUGUUUCUGAAAAAAAGGCAAGAUGGAGCCAUUGUUCAGUCCGCCACUUCACAGUCAAAGACAUCAGUUUGUCAUCGAUUUUGUGAAAAGAAACAAACCUAAAAAGGUGGUGGAUUUGGGAUGCAGUGAGUGCAGCCUUCUCAAAAAACUGAAGUUUCACCGUGAAGUUGAACUGCUGGUGGGAGUGGACAUCGACGUUGCCAAAAUCAAGAAACACAUGCACGCAUUAGCUCCACUUUCUACAGACUACCUACAACCAACGUACGAUCAGCUAUGCAUCGAGCUGUACCAGGGCUCAGUCACACAGCGCGACGUCCGCCUCAGAGGAUUUGAUCUAGUGACCAGUAUAGAGCUAAUAGAGCACCUCACUCUUGCUGAUGUGGAGAGCUUCUCUGAGGUGGUGUUUGGUUACAUGACCCCAGUGGCUGUCAUUGUCAGCACCCCAAACUCUGAGUUCAAUCCCCUCCUCCCUGGACUGAAAGGUUUCAGACACAGCGACCACAAGUUUGAGUGGACCAGGGCAGAGUUUCAGUCCUGGGCUCUUCAGGUGUCUGUAAAGUACGGUUAUGAGGUGGAGUUCACCGGUGUUGGAGAGGCACCACCGGACCAACAGGAGAGUGUCGGCUUCUGCUCCCAGAUUGGUGUGUUUCGUCGGCUCAUGGGUAGAGAUGCCUGCAACGUUUUGUUCACUGAUGAUGCAGCUGAUGGGUUUUCAUACAGACUGGUGUACAGUAAAAUCUACCCCAGCCUGCAUGACAAUAACAUCCUGCGCAGGGUCCUGGUCACCGAGGUGUUGUCUUGGGCAGAAAAGCUGAAGAGAAGAUGGAUUGGGGAUAAGACAAAUGUGAAGGAUGACAGUUAUACACAGUAUCAGACUGAAAGAAGAGAGGAGGAAUGUCUUAGAUCUUCAGAACAGCAGACAGGUCAUGGAGCAGAGAUGAACAACCUCAGAGAAGAGUCAGAGGAUCAGGAGGGAGAGAGUGAAGAGCUGUUUUGGACAACAGGACUGGGAAAACAAAAGUCUUGCACAUUGCAAAGGGUUGUGUCUGUACCUCUGGCUGUGCUGUGGACUUCCUGCCCCAAAGUUGGUGCCCUGAGUGGAAGUCUCAGUAAUCUCAGACAUCUACUGAUGGAUGAUCCUGAAGUUAGACUGAACCAGGAUGGCUCUGCUCUGCUUAUAAAUCUCCAGGAACAAGACAAUGAAGAAGAAGAUCAAAAUGAUUUCGAGGACAGCGGAUAUGGAGAGGCCAGACAGUAUUGUCACAGUGCAGAGCAUGACGAAGACUGGGAGCCAGAUGUUUGAACUGGACACAGCUUUUGUUUCUGUAAAAGUUGGUGACAUGUAUUUUCUUUUAGGUGAUAUUGGACAAUGUAAACAUUCUUGCAAAUCCUGAGAUAAACCAGAAAAAGCUAUGCUUUUGGAUUUGUUAGAUGGCUCGUUUGCACUGUGACUGUUUUUCAGGAAUAAACCAGAUCUUCAAAAUCAA
Messenger RNA from Cheilinus undulatus (humphead wrasse), 1531 nucleotides. RefSeq names its product HEN methyltransferase 1 (gene henmt1). The transcript is spliced from 9 exons. The record is from RefSeq and is a predicted model, not a curated record. NCBI's taxonomy places the organism in Eukaryota, Metazoa, Chordata, Actinopteri, Labriformes, Labridae. Gene Ontology annotation, biological process: piRNA processing; siRNA processing; RNA methylation. Bases 67 to 1347 code for a protein of 426 amino acids. Gene Ontology annotation, cellular component: nucleus; cytoplasm. Gene Ontology annotation, molecular function: RNA methyltransferase activity; O-methyltransferase activity.